CGCUCCUUCCGUCUUCACGAUAUCGCAGCAUAACCACGAGAAGCAGGCCUUUCCUGACUUGUUAUAUUCGGGCACCUGCGGACUGUAUUUUUUGAGGCGCUUCCAUGACUUCUGAUUAAUACUGCAAUCACUGUUGUUCUGUCGUCAUACUCUCAAUUAGCUGUCUGUUAUUCGAAUUUCGUGCACCUAUCACCAAAUUAAUCAUCUUCGGCACUAAGUAUCACAAGUAUUCUGUCUUGGUAUCAUUUCCACCUCUGAUCCUUGUUGAAAAAGGCACCGUCACCAGCUCGCUGAGCCAGGUCGCGCAUAUAAAUCAGGCCCACCCUUCGUCGUGGCUCAUCUGCUGUCAAUUCUCUGUUUCGAUUCACGCCUCUAACAUCUCCUGACCACUUCGGCCUUGUGAAAAUGUCGUCGUCCACUCUUGACUCGGUCAAGUUGACUGAAUCUACUACUGCGUCUUCUUCGGAGCCUACUCAGCGAUACAUGAAGUUCCCACCUAUCGAGGAACCCUUGGAGGUCAACAUGUCCUCGAUCCGGAUGAACUACCCUCAUGUCUACGUUUCCGAGAGCAAAAUAUUCACCAUCGACGAUCUCGAAAGCGUCGUGCGCCGGUUCUGCAAGAAAAAUAUUCCUGGACUGCCCACCAUAUACCGAGUCUGCGAGAACGACCUAUAUGAAUUUCUGUCCGCAGAACAGCGGGUCAUUACCUGCUCACCUAACGAGUUUGUGAUUGGCCGAUACUGCCGUACCGCCUCUGAUCCUUCUAUGCAACGGGUGAUGCUUGACUGGGACGAUCGAUUUCACACUAUUGCGCUUUGGUGCCCGCCCCGCACGCAGGUCCUCGCUGCUGAGGUUGGCGAGCAUCUGGUCAAAUCUUUGAUCAACAGUGUGACUCUUAGCAAAUAUUUUGCAUAUCACGAGCAGCUUCAUGUCCUUGCUGACCCACAGCCUCAGACGACGAGCAAGUACGUCACUUAUCGCUACAAGACAAACAGCAGAUUCGUUCCAGAUUCCUCUAUUGGUUUCCGCAAUGAAGAGUUCCUACCGCUGUGGAACUGCGUUAUUCUUGUUAGCUGCUGGGAGUCUCUCACACACAUGGAGGAAAAAGUCUCGCGAUAUCUUAUGGCAGAAAGAUGUCAGUCAAACAAGCGAAUUGACUGUGUGAUGCUGGUCAGCCUUCCAUAUCCUGGACUCUAUAAGUCUAACCAAGACUUCCGUAUCGAAAUGCAUGCGGACGUAUAUUUCUACACUGCCAACGAAGACAGUACUGGGAUUAAACGGAGGGGUCAUUCCGUUAUAACCAACUCGCCAAAGGCGAGAGUUGGCUUUGACCUGGCUUGGGCGCGUCCUGGUCUGAACAAGUUCAUCGAACACCAUGAUUGGCCCACUAAGGAGAGAAUGAUUCCGGUUAUAGCUGUUGAAGGCGAGAACUUCUAUAAGGAGUUUGUGGCUCCUCUCUUUACGCACUACGAGCAAGCCGGAAGACUCAUUAUUGAUCGGAGAAACAAAAAGCUCUGAGAGCAACGCGAGCUGGCGAGCUCUCAUGUCGUCUUUGUAUCAUAAUUAUGGUGCGGGUAUUAGGCGUUUGGUGGACCAGGUUGUUUUGCACAGUUUUUUCACAGAACUAUUAUGGUCUGUGUGUUUUUGUAGGUCAUUCGGUCUUGUGUUAUUAGGUGUUCGGUACUAUAAUUUGGCUUCUUUCUGCAGAUGGCUUGUUCUGCCAGUUAAUAAAUUGAUUCUGC
Molecule: messenger RNA, 1742 nt
Organism: Myxozyma melibiosi
Lineage: Eukaryota; Fungi; Ascomycota; Lipomycetes; Lipomycetales; Lipomycetaceae
Exons: 1
Coding region: 406-1518 (370 amino acids)
Source: RefSeq, a predicted model, not a curated record